Akanthomyces muscarius is the source of this 3387-nucleotide messenger RNA. RefSeq lists its product as uncharacterized. Lineage: Eukaryota; Fungi; Ascomycota; Sordariomycetes; Hypocreales; Cordycipitaceae. The record is from RefSeq and is a predicted model, not a curated record. Bases 1 to 3387 code for a protein of 1128 amino acids. Gene Ontology annotation, molecular function: ATP binding; ATP-dependent chromatin remodeler activity. The transcript is spliced from 4 exons.
AUGGCCCCGACGAUAGUAAAGCGGCUUGUAUCUUGUACAGAGUUUGGCUUUGAUAUCCUGGGAUCAAGAUUCAUGGGAAAUUUGCGUACCGACCGUGACGAUGACGAUCCAGAGAGUCAUGUGAAUCCAGAUAUUCAACUCAAAGGAGAAGAUAAAAAACGAAAGGCUGAACCCACAUUCUCCGAAAAGGUAGAAUGGACGGAUGAAUCCGACUUUGUGCCAGUCGCCAAACCAAAAAAGAAGCGCCCCAAGAGAAAAUCAGCGCCAAAAAGAAGAAGCACUGGCGCCGAUGGGCCAGCAACGGAUGCCGACGAUGUUGUCCUCGAAGAUGACUGGCAGCCUGAACUGCCCGAUUAUUUGAUUCAGCGGCGAGAGGAAUUUGACGCCAACAGGAAGAGACAUCAUGAAGCUGCACUCAUGCUGCCACCAGACUACACUGGCGUAGAUCUCGUUGACGGCAAUGGCAUUGAAAAUCUCAGCGAGCGCCCUACUUUCCCUCCUAGUAGCGGUAUUCGCCCUGUACGAGCGUACGAGGAUAUUGAGCUGCCGCAAUCCGCAGGCCUCAUCCCAGCCUCCAUCGCCCAGUAUUUGCGCGACUAUCAAAUCGAAGGCGUCAAGUUUUUACAUCGCAAGUUUGUCUACCAAGAGGGCGGCAUUCUUGGUGACGACAUGGGCCUCGGCAAAACAGUACAGGUAGUCGCCUUUCUGACCGCAGCAUUUGGCAAGACAGGCGAUGAGCGAGAUAAGCGAAGGCUCCGACAGAUGCGCUGGUAUAGCACCGAUCGGUGGUAUCCGCGCAUUCUGAUCAUUUGUCCAGGGUCGCUGCUCGUGAACUGGAGGAAUGAACUGGACCGAUGGGGCUGGUGGCAAGCAGAGAUUUACCAUGGGCCAAACAAGGACGACAUCCUCGGUACCAUGAGAGGGGGCAUGUCAGAAAUCAUGAUUACAACAUACGAUACAUACAAGAAUAGCCGCAGCGCCGUCAACAUGGUCCAGUGGGACGCCGUUAUCGCCGAUGAAUGCCACAGGCUCAAGGGACACAAUUCAGAAACGACCAAGGCCAUGAACGAGAUCAAUGCGCUAUGUCGCAUCGGACUAACUGGCACGGCCAUCCAGAAUAAGUACGAAGAGCUUUGGACAUUGCUUGACUGGACCAACCCGGGCAAUUUCGGCACCAGAGCAGAAUGGAGCCAGACAAUCAGCAAGCCACUCACCGUCGGUCAAUCUCACGAAGCCACCUUGGCCCAGCUGAGUCUCGCAAGACAGACGGCGCAGAAGCUCGUCAAUAAUUUACUUCCUCGCUACUUUCUACGGCGAAUGAAGAGCCUCAUUGCCGACCAGCUACCCAAAAAGACGGACCGCGUCGUCUUCUGUCCAUUGACUGACCUUCAGAAGCAGGCAUACGAUAACUUUUUGGGGAGCGAUGAUAUUUCUGUGAUACGUAACAUUUCAGAGACGUGUCAGCAUGAGAAGAAACGGGGCUGGUGCUGCGGGCGAUAUCUCAGCAACGGCCGGGCCUGGCAGAGCGCCGUAUUCCCCAGCAUGAUGUCUCUGCAAAAGCUCUCCAACCACAUGACGCUUCUCGUGCCCUCGGCGACUGACCUCGAUGGCAAGCAAGAUUCAGAGCUUAAUACGCUCAAAAUCUGCGUGCCAGAUAGAUGGCAGAGCCUGUAUGCGCACCGCGACCAGAUUGGCAAUCUCGUUAACCCCGAGUUCUGCGGAAAAUGGAAGGUCAUGAAGAAGCUGCUCAAGUUUUGGCACAGCAGUGGUGACAAGGUGCUCGUCUUUUCUCAUAGCGUCCGUCUUUUGCGGAUUUUGCAACAUCUCUUUACCAACACUAGCUACACGGUGAGCUAUCUCGAUGGUAGCUUGAGCUACGAGCAGCGACAGGAAGUCGUCGACACGUUCAAUUCCGACCCAACGCAGUUUGUUUUCCUCAUCUCAACCAGGGCGGGCGGUGUUGGUCUCAACAUUACAUCAGCCAACAAGGUUGUCAUUGUCGACCCGCACUGGAAUCCCUCCUACGAUCUGCAAGCGCAAGACAGGGCAUACCGCAUCGGUCAGACCCGCGAUGUCGAAGUAUUUCGGCUCAUUUCUCUCGGCACCGUGGAAGAAAUUGUCUACGCACGCCAAGUCUACAAGCAGCAGCAGGCCAAUAUUGGCUACACUGCGUCAUCAGAGCGUCGUUACUUUCGUGGCGUACAGCAAGACGCGGAUCGCAAGGGCGAAAUCUUUGGUCUCUCCAACAUUUUCACGUUCCAUAGCGAUAGUGGCCUGCUGCGUGACAUUGUCAACAAGACCAACAUUGCAGAAGCCAAAGUCGGUGUGACGCUCGCGGAAGUAAACGUGGACCAAGCAGCGAAAGAAGACGACGAUUUGGUCCCUGUAAAGGCCGAGCACGGCGAUGACGACAACGGCGUUGGCCAGUUGGCGGCGCUUCUCACAGCGGAGGACAAGAAGCCCAAGCCAGAUGGUCAGAGUGGGACACCGCGUAAGAGCGACGCCAUCCAGGCCAUUCUCGCAUCCGCAGGCGUAGAGUAUACACACGACAAUGCCGAAGUCGUUGGUACCUCGAAGAUUGAGGAGCAGUUGUCACGCCGCGCCGCCAUGACUUCCUGGCAAGACGACGCGCAUGGUCAAAGCGCACUGUUUGCCGGGAGCCAGGACGAUAUCCAAGACCUGGAGGCCCUGCACAGUGUGUAUAAUCCUCCCGCGGAUGUUCGGCUGCGGCAAUUUUGCGAAAUGGCGCGCGAGUUUGGUUUUGCCAAUGCCCAGGACUUUGCGCUCGUCGUGGAGGGGUGGACGCAGGAGGAGCGACGCAACUGCCUGGAGACUUUCUACAAGAGGCGCCAGGGAAAGAUUGCACAGAAGACGGAGAGAAUUCUGGACGAGGGGGGUGUCGAGGUAAAAAAGCAAGAGGCUGGUGAUGGGUCGAUAUUGCCCAGCGUCGAGGUGAAGAGUGAGAUCGUCAAGACAGAGCCAGGCGUCAAGCGGGAAUCUAUGAAGCGUGAAGUCAAGGGCGAAGUCAAGUCUGAAGUCAAGGGCGAAGUCAAGAAUGAGGUUAAGGGUGGAGUCAAGGAUGAAACCAAGCCUAGACUUCAGCACGAGAUCAAGCAUGAGAUCAAGUCUGAGGUCAAACCUGGGGUCAAGGCCGAAGUCAAACCCGAGGUCAAAGGUGAAGUCAAACCCGAGGUUAAGCAUGAGGUCAAAGACGAGUCCAAAGACAGAGUCAAAGAGGAGAUGAAGAGAGAACCUGUUGGCGUCAAGCACGAAACUUGCGCAAAGGCAGAACUUGAAGACGUAAAAAUGACAGAUGCCAAGACGGAAGGCGAAAGCAAGAGAGUGUCCAUCUUUUUGAUAGACGACGAUGACGAUGAUGAGCUUUAG